AUGAAAAUUCAAAGAAGAAGCCUAGCCAAAGAAAUCAAAGCUCAACGUCCCUUAUUAUUUAAGUAUUAUUUAAUAUUAUAAAGUUAAUCAGGUGUUUCUCCAAUUUGCAACAAAUUGUAUUCGUAAAAAUUAAACGAUUUCAAAAAUGUUGAAUCCUACUUAAAACUUAGAUCAAUGAAAUGUGAUAAGAGUAUAUCGUUGUUAAAUUGUUCUAAAUAAAUAUGUAGAAUAGAUGAAUAAAUGCCUUAAGUUAAACGUAUUACUCAAGCAAGAAUUAAUAAUCCUAAUGAAGUAUGACUUUUUAAUCUAUUUUUAGUCAAGAAUACUUACUAGAUAAGUGAUAAAAGAUUGCUUGGAGAAAAGAAAACUAAGAUUUGAAAGUGCAGAUGAGUCAUUCAAAAAUUUAUAUCUAAUCUAAGAUAAAUCUGCUGAGUAAUACUAAAAUUAUCUCAGCAAACAUAUUGAAGAUUCUAUACAAUUACAGGAAUCUAUCUCCUUUAAUUUGGAUAGACAAUCAAAGUAAUAACUUUACUUCAAGUUAAAAGAUCUGUAUUAAUUAUAUUAUUAAUCCUUAGAAAUAAAAAUUUAAAUGCCAAUUAAAAAUAAGACUACAGCUAUCCAUAAAAAUUUAAUCAUGUGGAAGUACUAAUAAUCAUAAAUCUAGUUAACAUUACGUAGCACUGUUGAACCAAGCAUAACUGAUAUCUCUCCCUUAACCAUUUGUGAAGAAAUAGAUAAUAAAAAAAUAAAGGAUAAGUUAAAAUAGUUGGUUUCCCCUUAGAAUUUUGAAUCAAAUCAUAGAAAACGAUAACUAACCCUUCCUUACUUCUCGAAAAACCAGCUAAAUUUACGAUUAAACUAAAUAAAUGAUAUUAAUUCUGAUAGUCAAAAUAUGACAUCAGCUCAAACAAGCAAUAUUAAUUCAUUGAUUAGAAAUAAAUCUUAGCUCUAUAGCAGAGAGAUUAAGAGAAUUCAUAUUCAAAGUGAAUGCUGA
Messenger RNA from Paramecium octaurelia, 994 nucleotides. NCBI's taxonomy places the organism in Eukaryota, Ciliophora, Oligohymenophorea, Peniculida, Parameciidae. The record is from the annotation of a GenBank genome assembly.